Canis lupus familiaris (dog) is the source of this 5007-nucleotide messenger RNA. RefSeq names its product cholinergic receptor muscarinic 3 (gene CHRM3). Gene Ontology annotation, cellular component: synapse; plasma membrane; dendrite. Gene Ontology annotation, biological process: G protein-coupled receptor signaling pathway, coupled to cyclic nucleotide second messenger; positive regulation of smooth muscle contraction; saliva secretion. The coding region runs from base 916 to 2688 and encodes 590 amino acids. NCBI's taxonomy places the organism in Eukaryota, Metazoa, Chordata, Mammalia, Carnivora, Canidae. The record is from RefSeq and is a predicted model, not a curated record. The transcript has 8 exons. Gene Ontology annotation, molecular function: G protein-coupled serotonin receptor activity; G protein-coupled acetylcholine receptor activity.
AGGAGGAGGAGGAGGAGCAGCAGCAGGAGCGGCGGGCGGUGGCCACGACCGCCACCACCAGGCAGAGGAAGAGUUCGCGGGGACGGAGAGACCCUCCUCCCCCUCGGAGCGUCCGCCGUCAGCUCUCGGAAAACCAGAAUCCAAGAUAAAGGAGGAGGCGGAAAGAGGGAGAAGGGAAAAGUGGGGACGGAGACGACGGCGACGACGUGAACGAUCUGAAUAGUGAUGGCACAUAUUUCAGUCUGAAUUUUGUUCAGUGAGCUGUGGAUUGAUGGAACUAUAAAUGUUCCCGUCCUGAUGUACACCUCGAGGGCCUGCACUACACCUGUAUUCUGAUUAGAGGCUGAAUAAGUGACAUUCAGAACUUCCACUAAGGUACUAUAAGCUUUCUGUGGUGAUAUGGCAUCUGUUUUGUUUCUACAAGAGAAAUUCAGCGCACAGCAGAGUCCUUGAUAAAUUGGAUUGGUUUGAUGGUCCUACCUGGAAUAGGCAGUGACUGAGAAGCCAGAAGUGUCGACCUGUCCCACAAACCGCUGCCUAAUCCACGUCUUGGUCUCACACUACCAUCAGGAGCAAACAGAUUUCAUAAUUGGUCAGUGACAUUAUUACAACAUUAAUUUUAUGGCACAGCCACUAAAGUUUAUUGAAUGUCACUCCUUCAUAGUGGCAUGAUUCACCCAGCAAAAUACGAUGAUAUUGGAUAGGUCAAGGGAGUGAAACACAGCGCAGACUCUGAUCAUGCUGGCCCAUGCAAGAGGAUGUGGAAACAACUCUCUCUGACUCAUCUUUUAAUGAGACUGAACAUGAGCAUCAGCACAACUGAGUUCACAGCACAGCUCUGCCAUUGACAAACCUGUUGGACCUUAGGACCAUGACCAGACCUGGGAGGCAGCCAGACUAUGUCCGAGAAUCACAAUGACCUUGCACACUAACAGUACAACCUCGCCUUUGUUUCCAAACAUCAGCUUGUCCUGGGUGCAUGGCCCCUUGGACGCAGGGCUGCCUCCAGGCACGGUCACUCACUUCGGCAGCUACAACAUUUCUCAGGCAGCUGGAAAUUUGUCCUCCUCAAAUGACACCACCAGUGACCCGCUGGGAGGUCACACCAUCUGGCAGGUGGUCUUCAUUGCAUUCCUAACAGGCAUCCUGGCCUUGGUGACCAUCAUCGGCAACAUCCUGGUGAUCGUGGCCUUCAAGGUCAACAAGCAGCUGAAGACAGUCAAUAACUACUUCCUCUUAAGUCUGGCCUGUGCGGAUCUGAUCAUUGGGGUCAUCUCCAUGAACCUGUUUACCACCUACAUCAUCAUGAAUCGAUGGGCUUUGGGAAACCUGGCCUGUGACCUGUGGCUCUCCAUCGACUACGUGGCUAGCAACGCCUCCGUUAUGAAUCUCCUGGUCAUUAGCUUUGACAGGUACUUUUCCAUUACGCGGCCACUCACCUACCGAGCCAAAAGAACCACAAAAAGAGCUGGAGUGAUGAUAGGCCUGGCAUGGGUCAUCUCUUUCAUCCUCUGGGCUCCUGCCAUCUUGUUCUGGCAGUACUUUGUCGGGAAGAGAACUGUGCCGCCCGGAGAGUGCUUCAUUCAGUUCCUCAGCGAGCCCACCAUCACGUUCGGCACGGCCAUCGCUGCCUUCUAUAUGCCCGUCACCAUCAUGACUAUUUUAUACUGGAGGAUCUAUAAGGAGACCGAGAAACGUACCAAAGAGCUUGCCGGGCUGCAGGCGUCUGGGACGGAAGCAGAGGCCGAGAACUUCGUCCACCCCACAGGCAGCUCUCGAAGCUGCAGCAGCUAUGAGCUCCAGCAGCAGAGCCUGAAACGCUCGGCCAGGAAGAAGUACGGCCGCUGCCACUUCUGGUUUGCCACCAAGAGCUGGAAGCCCAGCACCGAGCAGAUGGACCCAGACCACAGCAGCAGUGACAGCUGGAAUAACAACGAUGCCGCUGCCUCCCUGGAAAACUCUGCCUCCUCCGAUGAGGAAGACAUCGGCUCUGAGACAAGAGCCAUCUAUUCGAUCGUGCUCAAGCUGCCCGGUCACAGCACCAUCCUCAAUGCCACCAAAUUACCCUCAGCAGACAACCUGCAGGUGCCUGAUGAGGAGCUGGGGCUGGGAGACUUGGACAGGAAAGGCAGCAAGCUGCAGGCCCAGAAGAGCCUAGACGAUGGAGGCAGUUUCCAGAAGAGCUUCUCCAAGCUUCCCAUCCAAUUAGAGUCAGCCGUGGACCCGACCAAGAUGUCUGAGGUCAACUCCUCAGCAGGGAAGACCACGGCCACUCUACCUCUGUCCUUCAAGGAAGCCACCCUGGCCAAGAGAUUUGCUCUCAAGACCAGAAGUCAGAUCACCAAGCGGAAACGGAUGUCCCUCAUCAAGGAGAAGAAGGCGGCUCAGACCCUCAGUGCCAUCCUGCUAGCCUUCAUCAUCACCUGGACCCCCUACAAUAUCAUGGUUCUGGUGAACACCUUUUGUGACAGCUGCAUACCCAAAACCUAUUGGAAUCUGGGCUACUGGCUGUGCUACAUCAACAGCACGGUGAACCCCGUGUGCUAUGCGCUGUGUAACAAAACAUUCAGAACCACUUUCAAGAUGCUGCUGCUGUGUCAGUGUGACAAACGCAAGCGGCGCAAGCAGCAGUACCAGCAGAGACAGUCAGUCAUUUUUCACAAGCGCAUGCCCGAGCAGGCCUCGUAGAGGGAGGCUCUGUCCAUCACAGUGACCAAACGCACACAUCAACCCACAAACCUUAGGGGAGUGUGAGCUGAGGGUGGGGGUGAUUUCCAAGGGUGAUAAAAAUGGAUUGUUUUUUUUAAUCACCCAGAUAUAAAGGAAGCUGCCUGUUUACUGACCCAUUGAAUAAAUCCAUCUUAAUAUAGAAAGUCAAAUACCAAUUCAGCAAAAAAGAAAAUAAAGCGUCUUACCGAAUACAAAGAAAUUUAUCCUGAAAUAGACUUUUAAGGUGUUUUUUCUUAAAGAGGAAAAGAAAAAUUGUUUCAUAGCAAUUACAUACCCAAAUUGAUCUGCUGGGUUCUUUGAGUUCCCGUGACCACUGGAAUCUCAGAGGCACAGACCUAGCUGACUCAGUUGCCAUGUUCCUUCCGAGAUCCCAAACGUGGUGAUCUGCAUCCCAUGUGGGACACAUCAGGCUAGUGAAUCCAUGGUUCUGAAAUUCUUUCAUAUGUUGCAAAGCUGAACCUCCUUGUCCCAGUAGAGCUUUCUGUCUUUCUUUGGUGUGUGUUGUUAAACCCCAUCUGUGGACUUGAUUCUUGCAAAGUACUGUUUUGUGCAGUUCCAGUUUCAUACCAAUAAAAAUAUAGAAGUAUAUAUAUGUGUGUGUGCGUGUGUGUGUGACUUUGCACACACACACACUGUGUGUGCGUGUGUGUGUGUGUGUAUAUAUAUAUAUAUAUAUAUAUAUAUAUAUAUAUAUAUAGCAGGAAUCACUGAGCUGGCAAAUCAUUCUUGCAAUAUAUGUUUUUAAUACUCUGAUGACUGAAGUUCUCUAGGAUCCUAACACAACAUCAAUGUAAUGUUUUGGAAACCAGGGCAUUUUCUUCCACAAACCACCCUGGGGAACCUGCAGCAGAGCGUGGCCAGGCCCUUCCAGCAGGUGUGUGCAGAGCGGCCACCCCCUCCACCCACCCACCCCAAAGCAGAUGCAGCACCAGGGCUUUACCAGACCCUGAGUGUAAGCAGGGCAGUUUGCUGAUCUCCACAAAGCUCAAUGAGAUCGGGGUCCCUCUGAGCUCAAAACACGAACCACAGCCACAAGUUUGAAUUCAAUCAUCUAUGUUUGAAUGUUUCCCAACAAAAUUUCUGCUACCCAAACUGCUUGAAAGCCAGUCAAUAGUGUCACACCCAGCAAUACAUAUGGCCGAGCAGAAGUGACAUCGUGAGGAGGGGAGGAGAGCGUGGUCUUUGCGUUCUUGCUACCGGGCACCUUCUAGAUGGAAGAGGGUUCGGCCUGUGUUGCUUGGCCAUGGCCAGUGCUGUUCAGGGUUUGUUGUGUCACCUUCACCCAGGCAUAGGUGGGGUUUGGGAACUCGUGUGUCCUCUGGAGAAAAUAUGAAUGUUUUGAAAAGUAUUGCUUCUGGUUGAUUUCCUUCCGUUUCUAAAAAAAAAAAAAAGAAAAGAAAAAAAAAAUGUGUUCUGUAUCCCCUUGGAAUUGAUCCAAAAGCUAAAUGUUGUAUUUGGGGAUGGGGGGAGGGGUGCUGCCGCUGCUUGUCAUUUUUGUCACUGCUGUAGUGGUUGGGGUUACCUUCUUUUCCUUUCUGCAAGGGCUGUGUGGGGAACGGGAGGGGUGGGGGGGGUGGCAGGGCCGAGAAGCAAUCUCACCUUGUACAGAGCCUCACGUCUCGGACCCAGGGCCAGGGUAGCAGCUGCUUUUGUGUUCAGUGUGAGCUGGUGUUUACAGCUGACGACAGUGGAUGUGGACUCAGUGCUGUUUGUGUUUCUGAACUAUUUAAUUUCGUGCUCUGUUUAUAUGAAGAAAUAUUUAUGCAUACUUCACCAAGUGUCGUUUAACGUUGAUAAAUAUUACUCUUCAGUCUUCAGCUGUGGUGUCCCUUGAAAGCAAUUCUUUCGGGUGCACUUGGGCCAUGAGUAAAUCUCUUGAGCUUUUCACGAGGCUGAGAAGAAGGAGAUAGCCACCCUGCUGGCAUCAACAAGUCCCUAACUCCUGGGUAAUAAAAAGCCAACUGUAACGUUGAUGUGAACGUUUAAAACCAGUCUUUAGUUGAACCUGAUGGGAACUGAAGGAGGCAACCCUCCCCUGUGGUGUUUGCAAUCACAUGACAAGGGUAUUUAAAAAAAAAGAUCAGCGUAAUUGAAAGAAUUUUUUUUUGGGGGGGGGGCACAUUCAACCAAAGAACAAGAGAAACCAGAGACUAUUUUCUAAGACAUAUAGCAAACUACGGAAUGUUCUGUGACCCACCUGUGAAGCGUCUGGUGAGCAACUGCAUCUAUAUUUUACUGCUCCCGUUGGCCUAGCACUAAUAAAGAUGUGAAUGCUGA